Psilocybe cubensis is the source of this 693-nucleotide messenger RNA. RefSeq lists its product as uncharacterized. The coding region runs from base 1 to 693 and encodes 230 amino acids. The transcript has 2 exons. The record is from RefSeq and is a predicted model, not a curated record. Lineage: Eukaryota; Fungi; Basidiomycota; Agaricomycetes; Agaricales; Agrocybaceae.
AUGCCAGUGGGAGACCAGAGCGCAGAGGAACACUAUCACUGCUACCUUGCCUCGCAGCGCCGAGUCGAACGAUGGGUGCAACGGACCGAUAAAGAGCUGCGGGCAGCUAUGGCUGGAUCUGCAGUGCAGAUGCCCGGUGCGAAAGGAAAAGCGGUUGUGAGGAGCGAGGAGAAGAGGAGCCAGGAUGUGCAAUUGGGAGAUAAAGAUCUGGUGCCAGCUGAGCCGCCCCGCGAGGAGGUACUGCCCCAGCGGGAACGGCAUCACGAGGAACAUAGUCGUCCGAGUCGAAGGAGGUCCGAACGGACAUUGUCCACGCCGUCCAACAAGCGCCCUACGUCUUCCGAAGAGCUCUUACAGCACAGUCGCAGUCGCUCGCGGCCGUCAUCCGGAUCCAAGAAGACUAAAACGAGUCAUGUGUCAGGAGGAAGAAGUUCUCAACCUCACCCUACCAAGUCUAGCGCCCGUCAUGGAUAUGGACAUAGUCAUACACACCAUCGUCGAGAAUCUGUGUAUUCCAAUCCUGACAUAACACUGUCCUCGUACCUCCCAUACGGCGUGCUACCACUCCUGUAUGCCAUCACAGGUUCACCUGCGCUAUCUAUCGUUGCUGCAAUCAUUUUGCUCGCAUUGUACCUUUACGUGGACUUUGGUACACCAGCCACGAAGAAGAAAUCUUCAUCGUCGUCGUCAUGA